This is a messenger RNA of Trichoderma breve, 2820 nucleotides long. RefSeq lists its product as uncharacterized. The transcript is spliced from 3 exons. The record is from RefSeq and is a predicted model, not a curated record. The coding region runs from base 1 to 2820 and encodes 939 amino acids. NCBI's taxonomy places the organism in Eukaryota, Fungi, Ascomycota, Sordariomycetes, Hypocreales, Hypocreaceae.
AUGAGGAGGAAUGCUCAGAAAUGCAACACGGGAGUUGGAGCAAAGGCGGCGGGUGCCGCGCCAACUGUUCCAUCCAUCUUUGCCGACGAACUUUCGCAUCGCAAGCCGCUAUUGCUGUUGGGCGCGAGGCCGGAAGAAUCUCCAGAUUUGACCAAGACGACCGUAUUUUUGAAGCGCAAUCCGCUCGACGCAUCCCGCGAGCUACAACAUCGACCGGCUUUUACAGACACACACCUCGAUCUCCCACACAUAAUUACGAAAACCAUCCAACUAGCCAGUAUGAAUUUCCUACAAACACGGGUACUGGAAGCCAAUGAAGAUACCGAGAGUUGGAGGAUACAAGCUGCUGCGAGUCGUAGCGCUCGUCUUCCAAUAAUCCUGCUGCAGAUGAUCAUUCGCAAGACAGCAUCGCAAGAACCUCGCCAGAAUGAGCUUCUGGAUCUCCUUCCAUCUUCUCAAGAAUGGGAAAAGGCAAUGGACGUCGCACGGCGAAAUGGCUAUUCACAUACUGACUUGGCUUAUUAUCUGUAUAUUCUCGAAGGCAAGACAGAUGACGUGCGCUGCGAAAGGUUUCUUGAGCGCGAUUCAUAUAAGCCACCAUUUAUUCUACACUUUCUCCUCCGGCAAUCUUCUAAGUUCACCAGGCUCGAGACUCUCGAUCGUCUUAUUAGCCAUUGUCGCUCUUCAUAUCUGGAUGUGAUGAGAGCCGAAUCGGAUAGAACAAGCGUCCGGACCAAGAGAUCAAAGCGGGCACAUGGACCGGCGAGUUUCAAUUUCGUCAUGUCCCUUCUUGCGCACCACUGCAUACGGCUUGAUGCUAGACACACGGUCAAACUUGGAGAACUAGCUGUUCAAUAUAUCGAGACAUUAGCGGAAUCAUCCCUACCACAGGAAGAAAUCUACCAAGCUCAAUGCUUGGUGUUUAACCACGGCCUUCGACUGUUUGGUUCGGACUACCGCAGACACUCGAUUCAGAAGUCAUCACCAAAUUCAUUCUUUUGGGAAGCACAGAGAAUUCUUCUUGCUGUUUCUUCCAGGUUGAAACGGCAGCUGCUGGUAGACGUGGAGGGUUUCCGUGCAAUUAGAAAAGUAUUGGCAGGCAUGUCCAAAAACCAAGUCGAAAUACACAGUUCGGUUAGACACGCGCCUACAUGGCCCCCGUAUUUACUACCUGGAGAUGGCAUGGAUGAAGAGAUGGAUCCCGAAGACAGCUGGAGCCGGUCCGUGCGAGCGGGAGUAUUGAUGCAAGAGGCUGGGUUCGCAAAGGACGCGCACGAUGACGCUGUUGAUAUCCUACAGGGCAUGUUUCCGGAUGGUACACCGACUAUCCAGCAACGGGUGUCGCUGGCGAGGAGUCGGAAGGUGGGCCUAUGGGAGGCUUCCAUCAGAGCUACGCGCAAUGCACAAGAAGCUUGGGAGAGGUUCCAGAAUCCUCCCGAAGAGGGGCUUGAACUCGGCUUAGCUGAGUAUACCGCGAUGUUUGAAAAGUUGACGAUGCGAGAAGCCGACGAGAAUACAAGAGCCCUCCCUGGUGACAGAGCCUUAAACUUCCCUACUCCUCAGGAGGCCAAUCUCACCGAAUUUGAAAGGGCUCGCAUUCGCCCGCCAAGUGUCUCUCAGCUUUACGAGAGGAUGCUACUGGAUGGUAUUCGUCCAAGUGGUAACUGUCUUGCAAUCCUGGUGGCCAACACCGAAUCAAUGGAAAUGGCGCGGAAAUAUCUAUACGAUUUCGAUCGAACUGGAGCUCUUUAUCGUCUGGUAUCUCAAGAGAUGGAUGCCCAAGCUCUGAAGAAGGUGCCCAUUGGCCUCAUCUCAGCAUAUAUCCAAGUGAUGACACGACAAGAGGGCAAACGAGCAAGAAAAUACAUGAUACGGGCUAUUGAAUUGGCAGAGCAGCGAUUAGGGCCCAACCAGACACAGUGGUCCAAUUUCAUCUGGGGAACGAUUCUGAAAAACCUAUCACAACACCAUCACGGGUUGAGGAUAGUUGUUUACCAGCAGCUCAAGCUAUCUCUCCAUGUCAUGCAAAAACUUGAUGGACCUGAUGGUCUUCCACUCCCCGCAUUCAUACAGUUCAGUAAGACCAUACGAAAGAUAGCUAAGCGCGAACUCGAACAGCUUUCCACCGAAUUGGAAUCUGAUUCGCCGACGGCUAGAGACCACGCGUUGUGGGCGUUGUACGACGAGAAAUCCAGGCACAGGGAUGCUAUGCAAUGGGAUACUUUCGAUAACAGACCGGGAGCGCUUGGCGUGUUUCGCCACUUCCGGUCUUCCGCUUUGCGGAUGAAUGAGUUGUUUGACAAACUUGCUUCAUAUGAAAGAGAAAGCCGGCGACUACUGGGUACGACGAAAGUGGCACCAUUGGAUGAGAUGAUGUGGCGAAGGGACCCAGCUCGAAGCGAGCACGCUUACGAGUAUAUGAUUUCCUUGGCAUACUUGGGCGAGUUUCAACAGAUGGUCAAGCUGCUUAGUUGGUUAAUCAUGGUGUGGGGGCAGCCUGACGUGGUUCACGCAUUAUCGGAGCUGGACGAGCCGCCGCCGUAUGCUGAUUUUGUGAAGACACUCUGCGCUUUUCGAUUCUUGGCCGAGCCGAUGCUCGAACCAGGGGUGGUGGAGUCUUUGCGGGAAGCAAUUGGCGCGGCUGGGUUGAACUGGACAUGGCCUGACGAGGAGGCUGUGGAGGCGUACGUCCAUAUGCAAGAAGAUGAAUCUCUUCAUGUUUUGGCGCGCGUGCUGGAGCGGGUGCGCUUCUCACGGACAGAAGAUACAAGCAGGGCUGCUGAGGUGGAGCGCGGCAGUGAAUGGAGAAGCCAUGUAUAA